GGUCUAACAAUAUUGGUCGUUCUGAUAACGCAAUGCAGACAUCGGAAACACCAGAUAGCUUAUCUAAAUCACUUGUUUUCUUGUAAUUAGUCCAUUUUAUAGUUACGCAAGUUUGUUUAGUUUGAUUUAGUAUUAAUGGGACAAAUAACGAUAGUGAAGUGUUCAAUUAAUGUUGUAGUAUUCAAUUAGUUAUAAUGGACGAUGCACCGAGCCGGCUGUUGAUUGAUUUAAUAAUGAAAUGAUCGUAAAAUAGUGUGUGAUUUACAACUUGCUAUCGCAGUUAUUAUACGGUUAAUACGAUUCUAUAAAUAGGUUUUUAUGAUCAUCAGCGUCUUCAAAAUGUAUUUGCGGAGUAUGAAUGCAAGUGAUGUGGCUGCUAGCGGCACUCCUGGCCGCGUGCGCUGCGGUCGGCAGCACGAUGUCUUGCAACGAGGCGCGAACUCGCUGCGCUUACCGCACGGGCUGCGGCGCGGCGCUCGGCAACUACAUGAUGAUGUGUGAAGCGGUCCUGUCUGAACCCUCGGCUACUAGUUCCUGUCCUAGGGAGUGUGGGAACGCCCUUAUUGCCUUGACUUCCACUGAAGAGGGGAAGGAGCUUAUGAAUUGUGAAUGCGAAGACGAAUACUGUUUGGAGGCGAAGCAACGCAUCGACAUCUGUCGACCGCAAGUCAUGAAAGGAGCAGCCAACGCGACUUCUUCAUGUAGCCUCUCCCAACUCAUCUGCCUCGCCGACGCACAGUGCGCCACAGCACUACAGUACUACCACCGACUCUGCCGCUCCAUGUUCCGCGGCAGAAAGUGCUCCAACAAGUGCCUAAACUCCAUAGAAAUCUUAAGAAAGCAAGAGAAAGCGGCAGCGUUAACAGCCUGCCAAUGCGACGGCAAUGAUUACGACUGCCCAAGAAUGCAGAACAACCUAGCGAGGCUAUGCUACCACAAGAUGAAGAAUCAUACAAAGAACCAUGAUAGACAUGGGGAGAAACACAAGAAGCCCCCUGUAGAAGAAGUAGUGCAAGUCAGUGCCGCGAACUUUGUGCGAGUGUCCGCGCUCAUCGCGCUCAUAUGCGUGUCUAGUUACACCUUCAUUACGUGAUACAUGGUGAAGUACUUCUAAUAGCUGAAAGUGUACAAUACGAACAUUAUAAUAAGGACACUGCCAUGGAAGAGACUAUACGUUAGAUAAAUUCUGUAGUGUUUCUAGAUAGAAAUAAUUUAAGCUAAGACGUUGAAGUACAAUACAAUUUAGUGUACAUUUGUAAAAACAGUAUUAGUUAGUUUAAGGCUAUCGUGAGGGAAUCAAGGGUAAUUAUGUAGAUUGUUGUUUAUAUUUUAACUAUUGGCUUAAUAUGAGAGUGGAUGUGUCGCCGCCCACGGGCUGCGCAGGCGUCGCUAUAAAUACGGCGGCGCCGGUGGUCCGGUGACAAAUGCUGGUCUGUUCCCGAUGUAGCGCCACGCCGAUUGAUCUAACGACUGUUCCGGUAACACCAUCAUCCUCACAUAUUUACGUCAAAGAGAAACUCUUGUAUCUCUCUUUGUCGACAGAUGUGAAGAGGAUAGUGUUAGCUGAGCCGAGCAUGAGAUGUGUAGUAUGGAUUAGGGAAGUGGCUGAUCUAAUGACACAGUCGCGGCUAAAUCCGUUAGGCGGCACUAAUCGUUCCCACUGAUGUAGGGCGUUGGUUAACGUUUUACAAAUAUGCGGUAUGGGAUGCCAGAUUUUUUUCAGAACGUCUUUUGAUACUUUUCUUUGACAUCCGUUUUAUUUUUUAAGUGGGUGUGUGCUUUUGAGAGAUGAAUGUCAGCUCUAGUGUGAGAAAUUAGAGGGGUAUGUCAGUAAUGAUCGAGUGAGUUGUCGAUCUAUUUCUAGGUCCAUAGGGAGCAAGAUCGGUCAUUUAUUAUCGUUCAACAUUCUUCAUUAUAAAAUCGGUUUUAUUACACAUCGUUGACCAAAAUUGCAGCACAUACUCAAACAUGUUUUUUCCUCGAGAUUGAGAUAUCUGUCUUACCGCGAAAUCGUUGAUUUUUUUCGAAGUAUCUCAUUUAAAAUGUUAAGAGCGUACCUACAUGGGCUCGUAAAAUAGUACCAAGGCAAACGAAUGUGCGUAUUGUUGGUACGUUUCUCAGUAACGUGCGUCUGCCCAGUAAUGAAGAAGAACCGGUCCCGUAACAGGCUACAUGAGAGAUCAAAUCAGAGCAACGUGAAUGAAAUAGCUUUAUGGGUUUUAGGAGGAAAAUUUUAACUAUAAAAUACCGAAAGUAGAUAAAAAAUAUAACUUUGCUUUUUGAAGUUCUUUAAGAUUUCUAGGAAUUGCAUCUAUCAGAAAUAGCCUUUGAACUUAAAGCAAAAUAACAGAUUUUUGGAGCUGACCCGGAUUUCUUUAGUUUAUUAGUCAUUGCAUUACUCAUGUCUUAUCAAAUUAGUGCAAAUGUCAUGAUUUCUCUUGGUUUGUGUUCUGAACAUUUUAUAUCUUUUUCCUGUAAAAUUCCGACUGUCGAAUUCAAAUUCAAAUUCUGAGACGGCCUUUGAACUAUUGAAUAAAUUUUCAGAACUCCAGGUCAUUAUGAAGUUGCUUACAAUAGUCUUUCCCAGAUUUAUUUAGGUACUAUUAAAUAGAAAUUCCUAUGAACUUAUAAUAACAUCGUCCACUACCAAUACAGGUAUUAAAAUCCCAUAGUAUAUUUUCCCAUACCACUUUAUACCAACAAACCGCAACAUAUAAUGUUAAUAAGAUGCGUAUGCGACAGCUGUGUAUCGGCCAUCAAGUGCGCAGUUUGCAUAGCGCAUCUAAGGCUUUGCGCGGGCGCAGUGACGUCACGACUUGCCCAUAUAUCUCUUCACACAAGUGACAUGUAACUUUGUAUGCAUCCCGCAGACGUCAAAGUAGUGUCUCGUCACCCGAAUCAUGUUCUAAUGUUUAAUGCAACAGUAGUUUCUGAGCAGAAUACUAAUCGGUACUGAUCUUAAUGUUGAUUUUAACUCCGUUAGGCUGCGGCUCCGCUGAGGCGGAGACGAGCGGAGCGGAGAGGAGUUGAUGGGGAUGGACCAAUCACAUUACAUGAAAUCCACAUCUCGUCUCCGCUCCGCUUCAAUGGAAACAGUCAAGCGAAGACGAGAGGAGCGGAGAGAAGAAUUGUGGGGAUCGACCAAUCGUAUUACAUGAAAUCCACAUCUCGUCUCCGCUCCGCUUCAAUGCCUGCCGAUGGAAAUAGUCAAGCGCUCCGCUCGUCUCCACCUCAGUAGAAUCACAUACCUCUUUUCACAGCUCUGCUCCUCUCAGCUCCGUUCGUCUCCGCCUCAGGAAUCACAUACUUCUCUUCACAGCUCUGCUCCUCUCAGCGCCGCUCGUCUCCGCCUCAGUAGAGCCGCAGCCUAAGUCCGUACCUAGUUUACUUACCUUCGAGAAAUCGUUCACAUGUUUGUAGAUUGUUCUUGUAAACGUUUACAUGGCUUUGUUAGUAAUUGAGUUACAAGGCAUUGCAAAUUUGCGAAGUAUGACUUGCCAGUUUAAUUAUUUGCGUUUGUUGUUUGCGUGUUUUGUGUCAACAGUUGAUCAUGUGCUGUUCUUAGGGUUUUAUAGAUUACAGUUCUUUUUUGUUUCAUUUGAAACCAUCGAUAUCUGUACGUGUAUAUCUAAGUGAUCAAGUAAUAUGGCUUACAAUGAAAUAUAUGCUACAAAAUGGUCAUUGUUUGGAAAUUCCGUAAUCGUGUGUAAUAAUUUAACUUACUUAAUUUAUAUUUCACAUCAGUAUAGAAUAUACCUCAGAUAUACAUGUUUGUAUGUGUUCAUUAGCUUGUUGUUAUUAUAUGCUUGUGUGAGUGUGUGUGUGUGACUUUGUAUGUGUUUCAUUCUGAGUGUAAAGUUCAAGAGCUUGUUCUACAAACGCUAUUUUUGAUUUAAUUUUAAUUUUCAAUUGACUUGUUUUGGCCCAGCAUUUGAUAUUUGCGCACAAUUUUCCAGUUUUUCUUUAGAAUAAGUAGAUAAAUAAUUACUUAUAAUAGGUUUUACUGUAAGAGAAGAAACUCAUUAACCACAGUUUACCAAAGUGAGAUUAUUAGACUUAGUACAAGAAUUGUAAAUAGCUUUAGUUCAUAACUUAGUUUUAGUGUAUUGCAUUGUUUUAAUAACUAUGGAAAUUCGUACAAAGUAUUUUAGAAUAAAAACGAAUAAUUUAUUGAAUUACCUACAUAAAAAUCUUAGUUCAUAAGUAUUGUUGUAUUUUGUUUCGUUUUGUACAAUUAUUUUAAGGAUUUUAAUUGUAUUUAUUUUACAAAAUUGCAAUAAAUUUUCUGUUUUCUAAA
Helicoverpa armigera (cotton bollworm) is the source of this 4297-nucleotide messenger RNA. RefSeq names its product growth arrest-specific protein 1. The record is from RefSeq and is a predicted model, not a curated record. The coding region runs from base 359 to 1093 and encodes 244 amino acids. Lineage: Eukaryota; Metazoa; Arthropoda; Insecta; Lepidoptera; Noctuidae. Gene Ontology annotation, biological process: regulation of cell cycle. The transcript has 3 exons.